GAGAGAUUGCAGAGCGGGAGGAAACGGACCGCGUUAUUUAUUCUUCCUUUUCUUUUUUUUAUUUCUCCUUUCACCUUCCUUUCCUUCUCCCUUGCCCCGUCCAUUUUCAGAAACAGGGACCAGAAGCCGACUGGCACGCUCUCUUUCAAGUGCUCUGGAAUGUGUGUCCCUGACCACCUGUCCUGCUGUCGGAAUGACUAUGCCAUUAAGCCCACUGUCCAGUGAUGAGGAUCACAAAAAUUUUGUUGACUUCCCUGAGGAAGACGAAGAGGAAGAGGGUGACGUGGGUGAAGGACCUGUGUCAGACAGUGAGGAGGAAGAGGUGCCACACAAUCAAUCAGGGAGGGGUCAACAGGUACCCCAAACAACUAGUGGAAGAACAACAGGAGGAGGAGGGGGAGGAGUGGCUAAUCCUCAUAUUUCAAACCCCACAUCAAACUCAAACCCCAACCCCAGCUCUGCUCACAGCAGUAAAAAUCCACACACUGGAACUGGGGGAGGAAACCCAGGUGGGGGAAGGAGACUGAGAGAUCGUAGCCUUUCUACAGCCCCUUCUUCUGACGACACCCAUUUCAGCAUGAUGGUCUUUCGAAUUGGAAUCCCAGACAUCAAACAGACGAAAUGCCUACGGUUCAAUCCAGAUGCUACCAUUUGGACUGCCAAACAACAGAUUCUUUGCACACUGAAUGAAAGUCUCAAAGAUGUCCUAAACUAUGGGCUCUUUCAACCAGCUACCAAUGGACGAGAUGCCAAAUUCCUGGAGGAGGAGCGUUUACUACGCGAGUACCCUCAAUCAUUUGAAAAGGGGGUGCCCUACCUAGAGUUCCGCUAUAAGACGAGGGUCUACAAGCAGACAAAUCUGGAUGAGAAGCAACUGGCCAAGCUACACACCAAGGCCAGCCUGCGGAAGUUUCUUGAUCAUGUUCAGACUGGCAAUGUGGAAAAGAUGGCAAAAUUCUUGGAUAAGGGGCUUGACCCCAACUAUCAUGACUCUGAUACUGGAGAGACUCCUCUGACUCUAGCAGCUCAGUCUGAACUUGGGUGUGCUGGCCUUCGAGUGCUCUGCUUAGGAGGAGCUCAUAUUGAUUUCAGGGCACGGGAUGGAAUGACAGCCCUGCACAAGGCAGUACGAGCUCAUAAUCAUAGUGCUUUGCUGGCUUUACUUGAUCUUGGAGCAUCUCCCAAUUACAAAGAUCGUCGUGGUCUUACUCCACUUUAUCACUCUGCAAUGGUUGGGGGGGAGACGAUGUGCUGUGAGAGCUUGCUGUACCAUCGUGCAAAGAUUGGUAUACAGGAUGAGAAUGGCUGGGAGGAGAUUCACCAGGCCUGUCAAAAUGGACAUGCACAACACCUGGAACACCUGCUGUUUUAUGGAGCAGACUCCAGUAGUCAAAAUGCAUCAGGCAAUACGGCCUUGCACAUAUGUGCACUGUAUAAUAAGGAGAGCUGUGCAAGGAUUCUCCUGUACCGAGGAGCCAAUAAGGAUAUGAAAAACAACAAUGGGCAAACACCAUUUCAAGUGGCUGUCAUAGCCGGGCACUUUGAACUCGGAGAGAUCAUAAAGAAUCACCAAGAUUCAGAUGUAGUUCCAUUUUUGGAAUCACCUAAAUAUGCACCUCAGCGGAAGGAAAGCGGAAGAACACUGUCAAUCCCACAUCCUCUGCUUCGAGCCAACAGCGACAAUAGCCUUAAUCUACCUGACUGGAUGGUUUUCCCAGGCAGCACAGGACAACCAACCACUACUACCACUGCUGUGUCAAUACAGGGAUAUAAAUCUGGAGGGACUAUUAGGAGCUCAAGCAGUCCUAGGGGUGCCAGAAACCGCUCCCCAUCACGUGGCAGGGGAGGCCCUGAAGAAGGAAGAAGACAGACUAGAGGCAGACAAGGACCAAUGGGUAGUAAGGAAUCUUCCAGCAAUGCAGCAGGAACUGCUAACAGCAGAGCUACUGGCCUUCAGAGAAGAAAGCUAUACAGCGCCGUUCCUGGGCGCUUAUUUGUGGCAGUAAAAUCUCACCAGGCCCAGGGAGAGGGUGAGCUCUCCUUCAGUAAGGGAGAUAGAGUAAAAGUUCUAAGCAUUGGUGAAGCUGGCUACUGGGAAGGUACUACCAGGGGCCGUACUGGUUGGUUUCCAUCUGAGUGUGUUGAAGAAGCUGCAGUGAAAACUCAGGAUUCACGACAAGAAAGCCGAAGUGAGAAAGCCAAGAGACUGUUUCGCCAUUACACUGUGGGUUCUUAUGACAGCUUUGAUGCCCCAAGUGAUUACAUCAUCAAAGAAAAAACAGUUUUGCUGCAGAAGAAGGAUAGUGAAGGGUUUGGAUUUGUGCUUCGAGGAGCAAAAGCUCAAACUCCUAUUGAAGAGUUCACUCCAACACCAGCAUUUCCUGCCCUGCAGUACCUGGAAUCUGUUGACGAAGGAGGUGUGGCCUGGAGAGCAGGGUUAAGAAUGGGAGAUUUCCUGAUUGAGGUGAAUGGACAGAAUGUGGUUAAAGUUGGACACAGGCAAGUUGUGAACAUGAUUCGUCAAGGAGGCAAUAACCUGCUGGUCAAGGUCGUGAUGGUAACACGUAAUCCAGACAUGGAAGAAGCAUCUCGAAAAAAGAUUCCCCAACAAACCAAGAGGCUGACACCACCAGCAAUUGCACUGCGCUCUAAAUCAAUGACCUCAGAGCUUGAAGAGAUGGUGGAAAAAGCCUCCCCAUGGAAAAAGAAGACAGAUUAUGAUUCCACCCAGGUUACAGAGAAGAAAAGAACUGUCUAUCAGAUGGCCUUGAACAAACUGGAUGAAAUAUUAGCUGCUGCCCAACAAACAAUAAGCACCAAUGAAAGUUCUGCAUCAAGAAGCCAUGUAUCAGCCAGUAAGCGUGAAAGAGCAGCAGGACGAGGUUUCUUUACAGCAGAGCCCAGCUUUGAUCAAUCAGCCCUUGGAAUGAUGCAACCAGGUGCAGGAGUUUCCUACGAAAGACCUUCUUUUCUGUCAGGGCAUCCUCAUCAUCCUGGUAUGAUGUUACGACAAAAAUCCAUUGGAGUUCCUGAAGAAGAGAAGCACUUCCUCACUCCACCACCAAUGAAAUUUGCCCGUAGUCUCUCUGUCCCUGGCCCUGAAGAAAUACCACCCCCUCCCACCACAGCACCCCCUGAACCGCCCUAUACUCCUGGACCUCCAACAGGCUGGGGAGGUCCUGGGGGUGGUGGCAGUGGUGGUGCUGCUGGAGGAGGAGCAGGAGGUGGAGGACAACAGAUAUCAUCGCACCAACAUCAGCAACCACAGCAACAUCAACAACAUGUAUUUCCUCAAUACUCACAUCAUAUGCAGGCACAGUUCCACCAGCAGCCCCAGUCACACUCACAGCAGCAGGCACAACAAAUAGGACGAAAUCAAGCUCUUUUGUUUCACCAGUCUCAACAACAGUCAGGAGAUUCUAAACCUCAUCCUUCCCGUAUUAGAGGACCAAGUGUCUAUCAGCCAGAAUCCAGCAUAGGUGGCAAAUUCCAGCCCACACCAGUAGAACGUGAAAGGUUACGUCGAGCUUACAGUAAUGCUCCUGCUCCAAUCAGCAGUCAGCAAACUCCCCAUUCUGCUGUGUCUACAUCUAGUACAAGUGGAGGGCGGCCACCUUCAGGCCAUGCAAGUAGCACCUCUCCAGCAGUCCAGACACAACCGGCAGCUGGAGUUUAUGCUCAACCCUCAAAGCCAUCACGUCGCAAAGGCCAACUUGUCAAGCAAUCAAAAAUCGAAGGCGAUAAGCAAACACAGCAAAUUCAACAGCAACAAAAAAAGCAGCAAAUCACUCAACUUAGCCAGGAAAAAAGUUCAAUCCCCAUUCCAACAAUUAUUAUUAAGGCCCCAUCCACAAGUAGCAGUGGGCGCAGCAGUCAAGGUAGUAGUAUGGAAGCUGACCCUCAGACAGAGCCUUUGCCAGCUCUGCAAGCUCAAGAAGGCAUGGAUUUUACAAGUCAGUUUGGUGCAGCCAUUGUUGGGGCUGCUCGCCGUGACCGGGAGCGAUUCCAAGAAGCUCGGCGUAAAUCUUCACUUUUUCUCUCUACAGAAGAAGAACAAGGGCCACCUUUAACACCAACUCCCAGAUUAAGACCUUCAAAAUCUAUAGAUGAAGGGAUGUUCUCAGGAGAAACCUACCUUCAGCAAGUACGUAGUAUGCCCCCUACUUUUGGUCUGGCAGCCUAUUCAGCUCCCAGUGAAUAUAUUGCACCUGCUCAGCCAAAAUCUAUGCCUUCAGAGUUUUAUAAUACAUCAGGAGCAAGUUCAGGUUCACGCUCCAUGCAGAAAACUACUGCAUUUAUUCACCCCUUAACUGGUAAGGUCUUAGAUCCAUCUUCACCACUAGGAUUAGCACUAGCAGCUAGGGAAAGGGCAUUAAAGGACCAGUCUUCAACAGCUGGUAUCUCUCAGUCUUCUCACAGUAGUCUUGAAGAAAGGAGGAGAAGAGAGAGAACUGUGGGAUUGGGGUCUACCUCACCUUCCUACAUGGUGUCCGCUUCUUCCAUAUCAUCAACUGCAAUGUCUCAUGCUAGCAGUAAUGUGUCUACUACUACAAGACCACCAUCACCAAGAUUCUUUGGGAAAGACAGAAUGGCUGGAUGGGGAAGAGAAGGAGAAAGAAGGGACAGCACAGAUAUUGACGGAUCAGGAUCAGUAGAAAAGGAACGUGAUAGCAGGGUUGAAUAUAGAGUUCGCUUUUCCGAAGACCCAGACACCCACCAGCAGCAAAGACAGCAUCACACAGCACCUGAUGGCUCUACCCAUAUGGAUCGAGGGUCUAUAAUACAAACCAACACUUCUGAAAAGGGAUUUCCUGCAGUGCAAAGUGGGAGGAGGCCCUCAUACUCCAACAAUGGAUUUAUGGAAGAAGGAGUUUCUGAUACAGGUCUAGGGCUGCUUGUUCUACCUCCACCAGCUCCAUCUGUUGAUGUUGAUGAUGAAUUUGUUUUUGCAGACCCUUUGCCACCUCCUUUGGAAUUUGCCAACAGUUUUGACAGAGGUGGAGGAGUAAACAGUUUUAGCAACAGCCAUGACAAAUCUGUGAAUGUUGGACUAGAAAGAGAAAGGCAGACACAAAUGUCCUCAUCACUUUCUCAGACCUCUCACACUAACUUAUCUUGCUUGUCUGGGUUGGGGAACUUGGCACCUACUAUUCCUCCACCUCCUCCCCUACCCUUAACACUUCCCUUAUCCCGGGAUGCUAUAAAUAAUAGUCAACCACCUCUUCCUUCACCUACCUGCCCACCCACCCCACAAACAGCUGAUUCUACAACCUCAAGCUUGACCUCAUACGACAGUGAGGUGGCUAACCUCACCCAGGCUGGCCCAUCUUGUUCUGCUUCUGCUGUUAUUUCAACCACAGCUGCAACACCACCUGUAUCUACACACAUGGGAACCUCGGCUUCCUCUACACCAGCGUCUCCCCCAAUUCGUCCACCAUCAUCCUCAGAGAGAGGAGCACAUGUGAACUUCUCUGAUGUAGUUUGCUCUAUCAGAAUUCCUCCUUCAGACCCUAUGGACACAGUAACAGAUUCUGGAAUUGAAGAAGUAGACAGUCGAAGCAGUAGUGACCACCACUUGGAGAAUACUAGCAGCGUGUCCACUCUCUCUAGCCUCUCAAUUGAAGGUCUAGGAAGCACUGGUGGAAGCACUGGUGGCAGUGAAUUACUAGAUACAUAUAUUGCUUACCUGGAUGGACAGUCGUUUGAGCUAGACAAGCCCCCUUUUCCAACACAUCCCCAGAAAUUGCGUUCCAGGCCCUAUGGCCUUGGAAGGCCUCUAUCAGCAAUCCGUCACUCUCCAACAGACACAAACGAAUCUGCCACACGAAGAGACUCCUCCCCUGAAGGGACAGUAACAACAAAUCCAGGGCUAUUUGGUGAUCGUCCAAAGACACCUGAGCGCAAGCAGUUGUGGGGGCCACAGCCGGGAGAUGAUCAGACACCCAGCCCCUACUUCCAACCACCAGGAAAAGGACCUCCACUCUCUAGUAUGAAGGCCAGCAUCAUCAAUGAGCUUAGCAGCAAGCUGCAGCAAAUGUCAGGAGAAAGCUGGAACCGGUCAUCUAUGGAAUCUGCUGGAGGGACAACAAGUUCAAUUGGGUCACAAAAAGUCCUCAGUACCAGCAGGCAAAGGCUCUCAGAAGACUCCCCUACACUGAGUCCUCCACAGAAACAGUCACCUUCACCUUCCCCUCCUCCCCAGCCCACAGCCCACUUUCAGAACUGGGGCAAGUCAUCUUCUCAGUCCCCAACAUCUCAAAUACCACCACCCAAUCCCACAUCUCCCUCUCAGUCACCCCAGUUUCACCAUUACCCUCCCUCACCCAAACAUCAUCAUCAGCACCCAAGAAACAAAGCUUUGGAAUUUGAAAUUAUGAGAGGAGGGUCUGCGGACCGAAUGGGUAGUCCUCAGCGUCGCAGAGCCCCCAGCCCCUUGAUAUCUCCUACAGAACGUCCCAAAAUUAGCCCUCCUCGCCCAUCGUCCCUCCCUAUUCUUCCAACAACCCCCAUGUACACAGGAGUUUUUGACAUUAGGGGCUCUCCAACCUCUUCACCUUCCAAUGCCAUGGCUGAUUCUUAUUUUUCCCAUUCCCCUCCUUUAUUUUCUCAUUCUGGGGGUCCAGGCACUUCUCCUUUAUCUUCAAUGGUAUCUCGUUCCCUUUCUCCAACACUCUUUCUGUCCGGAGCAAGUACUGGAUCUGGACCUGGUCUACCUUUUCCUCCAAACAAGCCCUUUGCAAACAAACCACUACCAUAUUGGACAAAAUUUGAUGUGGCUGACUGGCUAGAUUAUCUGAAUCUUGGAGAACAUCGUGAACAUUUCUUGGACAAUGAAAUUGAUGGAACUCAUCUACCCUCUCUCACCAAGGAUGACUACUUUGACCUGGGAGUGACCCGGGUUGGACACAGGAUGAAUAUCGAGAGGGCCCUUAAAAGAAUCCUGGAAAGGUGAUUAUCAGUUACCUAUCUGAUAUCACCAGUAAUAAUAUUUUAAAAUAAUUCAAAUUUCUUGGAAGAAAGAAGGUUAAGGUUUUUUUUUUUCAAACUUCCAUACAUGUUAAUUACCAUUCUCUUAACUAAUAUCGACAGACAUCUGUGAAUAUGAAAUGUGAAAUAAGUUGUCAGUGUACAAGGAUUCAAUGAAUGCCUGCUUGGGGCAAAUAUGUGCUUUGAACGCUGUGAGAAAUGUCCAUAUGUUCCUCAGUUAAAUUAGUAGAAAUAAAACAUUAUCAAGUAAUUCAAGCUGAUGUCAACAAAUGAAAACUGAGACUUUGAAGUUAAAAGCUGCAAAAUGAUAAAAUAUGAAAAGUUUUAGUGGUACCUGUAUCUGCUGGUAUCAGCAAAUAUUAAUAUUAACUUUUCUGUGGAAUAUACGAAUUUUGAAUUCAAGGGAAGGCUAAUAUUUAAAUGAUAUAAUGAACAAACUAAUGUAGAGUGGCAACAGCAGAUAGUCGAUACUGUAACAGAUGGGAAAAAGCAAGUGCUAGAUAUAUGUUUAAUCUAGUUCUGAAAGAUAAAAUGAGUCCUCCAUUUAAUAGAAAUCAAUAUGUAGUCAUGCAUUUAUAAACUAGUAAAAAGGAAAACCAAUUUGAGUAAAGUGCUAUAUGUUUUCUUUCAAUGCUCAGAAAGGAUUAGUGAAUAGCAUUGUCAAGGAAAGGAAAGACAAGCACAGCAAGUUCUUUCACUGUGUUGGUCAUGCCCUACUGCAGACUAUCAUUGCACAAUGGCUUGAGAUCCUUGAUAAGAUCAAAGCUGCAGAGGCUGCUAGUUAUUUCUCUAAUUGCCAUCUACUGUACUUUGAUCCCAGAUUGCUCAUUUAUCAGCUCCUGCUUAAAAUAGGAAAAUAUCUCCUGCAAUUGUUUUAUCCUAGAAUAUUUCCUAGUGCUUUUCUUGUAUUGCAGCCCUUUUAAAGCUGCCAUAGAACCAGGACUAUGUAUUUUUCAGCAUUAUAAAGUUAAUACAAUGUUGCAAUUAUAACAUUAUAAAAAUAUGAGUGAUUAAAUAUUACAUUAAAAUAUGUAAUCAAAGAAGUAUCAAACCAGUAACACCUAUUAAUAUCCAUGGUAAAAACGAAUAACACUUAUUGAUACCAAAGAAGUGAAAAUGUUUGUGGAGCAAGGCCACUCAAUCAGUUCCAUUCCAUAGUAGUAAGACUGUCAGCACUUCCAGUACAUCUUUUGAUAUACUGUAUUUACAAAAAUGCCAUUAUAUGCAUGUCUGCAUGCAAUAUUUGUUAGACUCAAUCCAUUUCUAAAGCAGUGUGGCUGCACCUUAUAGCCUUUUGAUAAUCUAGGGAGUUACUAUGACCAUAACUUUCCAUGCAUACUUGAGGGCCAAAAAAGUGCAGACAGUGCUGGCAGCUAACCACACCAUUGCAGAAUGCCAGUCCACACAUCCUUAAACAAUGACAUGAAAUCACUAACAUCAAUGGAAAUGUUAAUGCACACAAACAUGGGGAGAACCUUCAAACUUCAUAUAGCAAGCAUCUUAAACAGGAAUUAAAUCUAGAGCACUAACUACAGUCAGAGCCUUUUUAGUUUUGUAAUGCUCAUUCCAUAUUCCAAAAUCUAAAUUCAACCAGGGUAAUCAAUUAUAUUAAAAAAUAGAGACAUACAUGUUGCAAUGUUAAAUAGUCUUUGGAUUGUGGAAGAAAACCCAUGAACAAUAAAUACCAGUUAAAUUCAGUAUCUUCUGGUACAGAGCCUUUUCCAAAGGACUGGCACAAAGUGUGCUGCAUAUUAGUAAAUAAAACAGAGCUACAUCAAACAUAAAAUGACACAUAAUAUAUACAUACUAACAUACACACUUGUACAUAUUCAUUUAACGUUCAGUGUUUGAAAUUCUUGAGGUUUUUAUGCAUAUAUACUGGAAAAAGAAAAAAUCAAAAGCCUUUCUGACUUAGGCAAAAUGAUUGCUAGGGUGUUCUGUAAUGUACUAUGGAGUUGUCCAGUGUCCAUGAUUUUCAUUGAGUCAUAUGAUAGCCUGUUAAUGGGGCCUCAUUGGUCGCACCAUUGUCUCACACUUCGUGGUCCUGCUCCAAGGCCUGGUGAGGUGAUAUAAUCAAAGCAACAAUAAUGACAAACACCAUCAUGGACACAAAGAAGAAAAAACAGCUAACUGUACAAAAAGAAACAGUAAUGCGAUAGCCACAUCUGCAGCUGUAACAAGAGUAUGUCAUACUGAAAUAAUUAAUUCUACUGUAAUAUUGUUUUCACUGCAAAUUUCAGUUUUAACAUUAAUAGCACAUCCGAAACAUUAUUAGGUAGAUUUGUCUGGAGUUUAUAGCCCUUUAUCAUUUUAUCCUAGCACUAUACUAUGAAGUAUAUACAUUAAUGGACAUUGUCAAUUGUACAAAAAGUAAAGUUACUAAAACACAAGGGAAAAUAUUUAAAGAUUAGAAAAUGAGAUCCUGGACCAGAAAUAAGUGAAUAUUAAACAAAUCAGGGCAGGGACCAUGCCAAUCAAUUCUAUACUAAGAGACCAGGAAACUUUUUUGUGACAGAUGUACUGUAUGUUGUCUUCUUAUUCAAAUGUAUUCUGCUAUGUCAGUAUAAAAUAGCAUGCAUGUAAUAGUUGGCCACUUUUCAGAAACAAGAAUUUAUUUUUGUAUAAAGCUCUUCAGAUUAUUUACAUGAUGCAAAAUGCUGAACUGUCCACCAAACACGAAUACAUCAGCAGGCAUAAAAAAUGAGUAUCAAUGCUUCUUUAGUUAGAAAUCAUUCCAAUAUUUGACACAAUUUCCUGCCAAAUGACUCACUGUGAAAACAAGUUGAUAAUGCUGACAGUCUAUGUAAAUUCAAUUCUUUAUAACUGUAUUAAUAUUUCCUAGCACCUUGUCAUCCUUCAUUGAAGUAUCAUAAUCUUUCAGGGAGAAAAAUAACUUAUUUUAAUACAAAGUCAACUAAUGAAAAAAUUUAAUAACUAAGUCAAACACAUUACAUUUAAUAGUGUAAACCACCUGUGUGAGAGUGUUAAGAAAGCAUCAGAGUGUCUUUAGUUUGAUGAAAAGAGACAAUCGUAAGCCUUGUAUAUGUUCAGUUUUGAAGCCUGAAUAUGUUUUAUAGCAUGAUCACUACUUAAGUCAUGCAAAAGAGUGAUAUUUAACAUUUUAUUAACAUCAUCAUUGUUAUGUAGUCCAUUAUCAUUGCUAUAUAGCCUGAGCAAAAUUAUGUGUCACCAUGAAUUGACUGCAAAUUAGCUGCAAACUUGUAAAUAUGGAAAACUGAGGAAUAAAUGAGAGACAUUAGUUGAAACGUAAAGAAUAGCUAAAAAUGCUUAAAAAAAAUUUUAUGUACUAAGGGCUCGACCAACACAGUAGCACAUAGGGCAUGAAAAAAUGUGUAUGGGUGUUACAUGCAUUUCUGUCUGCCUCUCUGACUCUGAAUGGAUGCAACAUGUCAUAUCUUUCUUGUCAUAAUGCUAAUUUGAAUGUUCUAUAAUUUGCUCUCUUUCUUUCUUAAUUAAUUAAAAAACAGUUUAUUUCCAUCAUAUGCAUUUUCUGAAGAAAACAAUGUUAAAAACAAGGGCUGUUUAUCUGUCUGUCAGGGUUUCUCUCACUACCUCUCUCUUCCUCAUCCUUCCACCUGUUGCUUUUCUUCAUAAAUUAUUGUUUUCCUUUCAUUUUGUAUCCUUGUUUCUCCUCAGAUUAUCUAAUUGCUUAGAAUAUUAUGUAACUGUUAAUGGCUACAGUGAUGCUAAGGGGAAAACAAUGAGGGGAGGGGUGGGAGGAGAGGUGACCAAUCAGUUGAGAGAGAACCAAUGAGAGAACAGACUUAGCUGAACAGAACAAUGAAAACUACAAAAGAUCAAGGUGAAUGAGGUCUGUUUUAGAAAGUGGAGGGUCAGGGGCUAUUUCUCAAAAAGCCAAAUAAAUAUAUUCUGAUGUGUUGAGGUCACAUUUCACAAAUAACUUAUGAUAUAUGAAGGAAGGUCUUUCAGCCCUUCGUGUAUCAUAAGUGACUGUUGACCCUUCCACAAUAUACAUUAUGGUCCCUCUGACUCCCACACUUUAUGAAAAGGCUUAAUUUACACCAUUAAAACAUCACUCAAAAAUAUGAAGUCUUCCACUAUAUAUAAAAUUUUAAAACUAUUUAUUGAAAAAGAAUGAACAUGAGAAUAUUAAAACACGAAAAAUAUACAAAAAAUUAAUUUUUCUUUCUUGUCUGUUUGUGAAAUAUGAAAAACAAAAAAAAAUAUUUUUUUCUAUGUGUUUAACUUGACAAUGUUUACGGUGUUAUAAAAGAACAGUUCAGGUGUCUUAGGGGAUGAGUUUCUGAGACUUUCGGUGAGCCUGUCAGAAGCUAAUGAAUUGUUUUUGGGGGUCGAACCUGCGUCACAGGUUUUUAAUUUUUUUUUGUGUUUCUUUAAUAUUUUAAAUAUUUAAAAAUCUCAAUUGGACACAUAUAUGCUUAGAAACCAGACAAGGGCAGAGCCACAUCUAUCACAAAAAGGUGAUGGGAGAAUAUUAUGAAAUAGAGCAGGUGUAAUAAGUGAUUGGUGCGGUAUUGAAUUUUAAUUGCAGUAUUUCUCUAGCCUAGGGACCUCUUAUAAAGAAAGAGUCAUUAGGUCUAGGCCAUGUUUAGUGUGAAGUAUGCAGUAUUUUUACUUGAAGUGUCUCUGUUCUACACAGUGAAGCAGUGAAGAACUGUCUUUGGGCUGAAGAUGCCACAAAUUAUCUGGUAUUGCUUCAGAAUAUUAAUAUUUUAUAAUGACAUUUGACUCCCUGUCUUCAUGCUAUAUAUUGUACAAGUCUUUUAAAGCCAUUUUGCAAUACUACUACAGUUUUUUGCUUUGGCUAACGAGUAUGCCUCCUUAGGCACUUGUAUAAAAUUAAACAUGCAUUGUUCUAGCUCCUAUUCUUCCCAUGUAGGCAGAAAGAUGUUCACUCAAUGCAACAUGUUUUUGGAAAUUUCAGAUGGGUCUUUUGUUGUCUGAACUUCUAGGUCCUGUUACCUGACUGUUGUCUGAUGUAAGAGCUGAAUAGUACUGUACUGUACCUCAAUAAGGUCGGGCUUCUUUUCUUUAAGCAAAAUGCACUCAGAAUGUGUUUGGAAUUUUUAAUGCAGUAUUUCUGUAGGGUAUUCCUCUCUGCCCUAAGCAAUGGCAGCAUUUGUUAAAAUAAUGUAAGCUGUGGAAGUUGCAAAUGUUUUGCAUUGAAAGGUCUUGUCUUUUCUGAACAGUGGGGUAAUGAUGACAGGCUGCGUGUGAAGUGGAAUUCAAUAUGCAGUAUUUCUGUUUUAGUGUGGUCCUAUAUAGUGUGGAAGGGCCAUUUGUUCAGGUUGCUGGCUGUGGAAAUUAAAACAAAACACUUCCAUAGUCAUACCUUAGCUCUCCAUCCUUCCACAAAGUAACGUCCUGGCCCCUAGCCUUCUAAAAUAUCUUAAGGGAAAACACAUAUAUAAAUAUAAUAUACGUUUUAUCAUUAAUUGCAGCUAUAAACUAUAUACAUUUUCCAAAAUGUUUUUGUAUGAAAUAGCCUUCAUUUGCUACAUUGAAUCUGUGACUCAGGUUGGACAAAAUGUUUUGCAGAGUUACAUAAAGAAUAUUUAUCUGUACAAGAAAUUAAUUAUUACAAAUAUUAAAUUAUAAUAAAUAAAAUUCCAUUAAUAGUAUCA
Polypterus senegalus (gray bichir) is the source of this 12614-nucleotide messenger RNA. It is a transcript of the gene shank1, whose product is annotated as SH3 and multiple ankyrin repeat domains 1. Lineage: Eukaryota; Metazoa; Chordata; Cladistia; Polypteriformes; Polypteridae. Gene Ontology annotation, molecular function: ionotropic glutamate receptor binding; synaptic receptor adaptor activity. The coding region runs from base 194 to 6952 and encodes 2252 amino acids. The transcript has 26 exons. Gene Ontology annotation, cellular component: postsynaptic density; postsynaptic membrane; dendritic spine. The record is from RefSeq and is a predicted model, not a curated record.